Nerophis lumbriciformis (worm pipefish) is the source of this 915-nucleotide messenger RNA. NCBI's taxonomy places the organism in Eukaryota, Metazoa, Chordata, Actinopteri, Syngnathiformes, Syngnathidae. The record is from RefSeq and is a predicted model, not a curated record.
AUGGAGAAAAUGGCCAGACCUCUUCCCGUCAACGCAGCUUUCCUGCCGCCGACGCACGGCGUGCUAAAGUCGCUGCUGGAGAACCCGCUCAAAUUGCCUUUCCACCACGACGAAGGUUUUGGUAAAGAGAAGGACAAGGAGAAGAAAUUGGAGGAUGAGAGCGGAGCGGCCAACCCGCCACAGUCGGCCUUCCUUGGGCCCACACUGUGGGACAAGACACUGCCCUACGAUGGCGACAACUUUCAACUGGAGUACAUGGAUCUGGAGGAGUUCUUGUCCGAGAACGGCAUUCCUGCCAACACGGCGCAGAGCGACCAGCGGCAAGCGGCCCCACCGCCGCCGCCCCCCCAAGCCCCACAGGCCCCCCAGGCCCCGGCCGCCCCAUCAGUGGUGGACCUGAGCAGUCGCGCCGCCACUUCGGUGCACGCCAACAUGCAGACGUGUUUGCGCAGCCCCAACGCUACAGGUAAGCGCCCGGCGGUGACAUCGGCAUCGUCACGCGACACGCCCAGCCCCAUCGACCCAGAGUCCAUCCAGGUGGCGCUAAGCUACGAGCCCGACCCAGCCGACCUGGCGCUGUCCAGCGUUCCCGGCCAGGCUGUUUUCGACCCGCGCAAGCACAAGUUCUCGCCCGAGGAGCUCAAGCCGCAACCCAUGAUUAAAAAGGCCCGGAAGGUCUUUAUACCAGACGACCUCAAGGACGACAAGUACUGGGCACGCCGCAGAAAGAACAAUGUGGCGGCUAAGCGGUCGCGAGACGCUCGGCGGCUUAAGGAGAACCAGAUCGCCAUCCGCGCCGGCUUCCUGGAGAAGGAAAACGCCGCCUUGCGUCUGGAGGUAGCCGACCUACGCAAAGAGCUGGGACGCUGCAAGAACGUCGUGGCCAAGUACCAGGCCAGGCACGGCCCCCUGUGA